Molecule: messenger RNA, 1005 nt
Organism: Fusarium subglutinans
Lineage: Eukaryota; Fungi; Ascomycota; Sordariomycetes; Hypocreales; Nectriaceae
Product: cytochrome P450 monooxygenase 67
Exons: 5
Coding region: 1-1005 (334 amino acids)
Molecular function (GO): heme binding; monooxygenase activity; iron ion binding
Source: RefSeq, a predicted model, not a curated record
AUGGAUUAUUCUACCAUUUCAAGCCUUGACUGGCACGUCUACAUCCAUCACCUGCACAAGUGGCUUAGAGUCUUUGCAUCUUUGACCCUGGCUAUCGUACUCUUCAAAUUGAUCGAUUUCCUCUGCCGAGUUACUUAUCGUCUAUAUCUCAGUCCCCUGCGCAAGUUCCCUGGCCCUCGACUCGCCGCCAUCAGCAGCACAUGGGAAAUUUACCAUUCAAUAAGAAAUGACCGAUUUCUGGCUAUCCAUGAAUUACACGAGAAGCACGGCAACGUUGUGCGCAUCGGCCCAAACCAGGUAUCUGUAGCUUCACCUGAAGCUUUCCACCACGUAUUCGUCACAAAGUGUAGCAGCUUCUUGAAGACGGAUUUCUAUGCGACUAUACAGCCGGGUAUAGGGCCAAAGUUUGCCGGUCUAUUUAACUACAUCAAUCAUAAGCAAGCUAUGGCGGAGCGGCGCGAUCUACAGCCCCUGUUUUCGCCAGGUAACCUAAAGCACUAUGAGGCAAGGUUUGACGAGCAACUUGAUAUCUUGAUGGGGGUUAUCAAACAAAGAGGGAAGGUUGAUCUAUUUGGACUUUUUAAGUUCUUUAUGUUAGACGUCAUCGGAGAUCUAGCCCUUAACAAAAGCUUUAGCCAAGUAACAUCAGGCCAAGAGCAUCAAUACGUGGUUGACUUCAACAACGCCUUUAUGCUUAUAGGACUUCAAAACACUUUUGCACCGAUUAUACCCUUGAUACCAUAUCUUCCGUUCAAUAAACUGAAAGACGCCUAUUACGGACUUCAACGUGUUUUUUCUUACUCCAAGGAGCGAGUCGAGGAUUAUCUCAAGCAGGAUAUGUCAAAGAAGCAGGGAUCGUUGAUGUCAGGCUACCUGGACCCGACGACUGGGGAGCCGAAAGAUGGCUAUUCAGCUUGGUCUAUCGCACUUGCUGGCCACGGAUUCAUUUGCUGGCUCCGAAGCAACUUCUAUCACUCUGACAUAUCUCAUCUGGAUGUUGAUUAA